This is a messenger RNA of Notodromas monacha, 2391 nucleotides long. NCBI's taxonomy places the organism in Eukaryota, Metazoa, Arthropoda, Ostracoda, Podocopida, Cyprididae. The record is from the annotation of a GenBank genome assembly.
CCAGUUUCCAGCACAAGCAAUCGAGAAAUGCGAAAAAAAUAAAUUAGAGUGCAUCAUACUUCUCACUCCGAUGAACCGUUGAACCGUUACACAGUAUCUGGUAAUUUAUCCCUUUUACGUAUAGUCUCUUUUCUUAUGCAGCCCGUUUUUUUUCGUUAGUCCAACGAGGGAAGACGCAAUUUCUUUUUUUUCCUUUUUUUGCUCGAAGAAUCAAUCAAAGGACCAAAAAAAAACGAAGACGGGCGUUUAUACGUACUUUGUUUUUCUCGCUGCACCUCCAUAUCAUCAUCAUCAUCACCAGCAAAUAAUCAAAGACUGACCGGAUUUGAUUUCAUCUAUAUAUAUAUAUAUAUAUACUUGCUGCCAUCAUCACUUAUCGAUCCCCCGAAACACAGCGUGCAUGGCGGCGUCCAGCAGCAGCAGCAGCAGCAACCCCCAGCAGCAUCAGCGAGGCAACGUACCCGGGCAUCACGGCGAGGAAUUCAGCGCCGCCACUUCCGGCCUGGCAGCCGCCACUCAACGACACGCGCGGGCCGAGGCGGUCUUGAUUGCCGACCACCACCGGGAAACCGAUACUGCCGAUAAUAAUAUUAAUGAUGGCGGCGGCAUUCUUUCGGCGGCGGCAGCGACUCAACGUCACCAGCAGCAGCGGAAAAAGGCCGGCAACGACUUGACGAAUCCGAGGUUUUCCAUGUUCCCGAGCUCUCCUGCUGUGGCGGCGGCUGCAGCAGCUGCGGCGGCGGCCGCCUCGUCUCAGCAACAACACCACCAUCAUCAUCAUCAUCAGCAGCAACAACAACAGCAACAUCAUCAUCAUCAACAGCAUCAUCACGUGCAUGCGGCUGCUGCGGCGGCGGCUGCAGCUGCUGCACCCGUGCAUCAGUUGCAGCAGCAGUAUUUGCAGCUGCAGGGCCAGAUGCUGGUGAUGCAGCAGCAGUUGUUGCAGGAGCGGGCCAGGUUGGCGCAGCAGAAGCAGCAGUUUCCGUCCAGGGAGUUUGACGAGACCAAUGUGUAUGUGGCCCACUUGCCCAUGGACAUGACGCACGAGGAGUUUUUCGAGCUCAUGAGUCGCUUUGGCACGGUGGUGUCGAGCAGGAUCCUGGUGGGGGAGCAUUGGCGGAAGAAGGGCGUCAAGGGCGUCGGUUUUGCCAGGAUGUCCAGCGAGGAGGAGGCACUGGCUGCCAUCAAGGGCGUGAACAACACGCGGCUGUCCGAAACCGGAGUGCUGCUCCGGGCUCGUCUCGCGUUCAAGACCGUGCGUCGAGAUGGGCCGAUUGACGAGGACAACCCGGACCUGUUGCAGGACCUCAGCGAGGACAACACCCGGUCCCAAGCUGCGGCGGCGGCGGCUGCUGCAGCUGCAGCUGCCGCCGCUGCUGCUGCCAGGAGUCCGUGGCCAUUUGGCGCGCAGAUGCACCCAGCUGCCAUGUACUCUCCUUUCAUGCCGUCUGCGGCGCCACCGCCGCCGCCGCCGGGCGCCGCGUCGUGUCCGGCAGCUGGCUCGUGUCUCCUGACGUCUGCUGCUGCAAGUGCCUAUGGCGUCCCUGGCCCGAUGGCCUCUUGGUCACCUGCUGCGGACCAUGCCCAAUGCUCUGCCGCCAUGGCUGUGGCUGCUGCCUUACAGCACGCCAACAACGCUGCUGGCAACGCUUGCAACAAACAGGCCCAGCAACAACAACAAUGUGCGGCUGAGUUGCAACAGAUGUCGCCUGAAGUCUGGCUGCAUGAACAAUUUGUCGCCGGGAACUCGUGGGCUGCUGACCCGUGGAAUGCUGCGUUUGGGCAAUACACCCAACAACCCGGAUUAUACUCUCCUGUGCAACCUACUUCUCAAACCUUGUCUACGAGAGUUGCUGCUGCAGUCAGGGCUAAGAAGCAAGAGGAUCGUUUGAGCAGUAUGAUGGAGGAGCUGAGGGUCAAGCCAAAGAAGCUAAUUGUCAUCACGGAGCCAUUAACUGCUAGUAACACGACAAACUCCUCCAGCAAUGGCGAACACCUGGACUCUGAAACCUCUUCCAGCAAAAAUCGGGGGUCAGCUGGUGCUAAUGUGGAUGCUGAUACAACCGAGGACAAUAAACCGUGAGCGUCGGGACGCCGCAUUUUUGUGGCGUCCUCAUAUACAUGCAAUCAGCACAAAGAAUAUGUUUGAAAAAUUUUUGUAAUGUCGUUGAAUGACCAACGACGACCCAUUUUCGUGGCUGCCGAAAGAAUUACUGGUUACCUCGUUAUUUUGUGUGUGUGUAAUUUUCUCAUUUCUUUCGUCAUUGUUCUCAUUCUAUGUUUUUUUUUUGCAAUUUUUGAAAUUUCCUUCAACCGCGUGUGCUUUGAAUUAUUCUCCUGUCUCUCGGGCGGUUCGUGGUUUGACUUUAAUGAAGAGUAUACGAAUGCUUA